This is a messenger RNA of Penicillium atrosanguineum, 1674 nucleotides long. Its product is annotated as glycosyltransferase family 2 protein. NCBI's taxonomy places the organism in Eukaryota, Fungi, Ascomycota, Eurotiomycetes, Eurotiales, Aspergillaceae. The record is from RefSeq and is a predicted model, not a curated record. The transcript has 2 exons. The coding region runs from base 1 to 1674 and encodes 557 amino acids.
AUGGAAGAGCUACUUCCCCCCACGAAUGACCCCGUACAGGGUGGCUUCUGGGGUGGCAUGAAUAUAGCACAGCAGAUAUUUGUUGUAUACGCUGUCUUGAUUCAUGUCCAUAUGUUUGGAUUUACCCUACGGCUAGGUUGGUCUAUCUUCAGAGCUACCGGCAAAGCCAAGACGGCGUUGGAAAGGCGCAUUUGGCAUACUCCCAUCCCCUCGCCUCGGUCUGAAGGAGGAGACUUUCACGAGCAACCGAUCUCGCCGAUUUCCAUGUCCUCGGUGGACUCGUUGAUCUCGAAGAACCUCAAGACAGACGUUACCAUCAACGAAGUUGUCGAGGAGGAACUAGUCCACGCUAUCAUCCUGCCGAACUACUGCGAAGACCUUCACACCCUCGAGACAACCCUCAGAGUCCUAGCAAGCCACCCGCGGGCUCAAUCGCAAUAUGAGAUAUACCUGGCCAUGGAGCAAAAGGAAGCCGAUUCCUCGGACAAAGCUGGCCACCUGGUCACCAAGUUCGAAAAGUUCUUCCUCCACAUCUGCAGUACCUUCCACCCGUCUGGUAUUCAUGGCGAGAUUGCAGGGAAGAGCUCAAAUGUGGCGUUUGCUGCACGCCGUAUCGUGGAGAUCCACCGCACCGACUUGAAUGAGGAUAACUGCAACGUCGUUGUCACUGUCAUGGAUGCCGAUACCCAUCUCUCUCGUGACUAUUUCACCGAAAUCCGACGACUGCAUUACGCCCACUUCAGCGAAGCGGACCGCUCCCUUUACUGCUGCCCCAUCAUCUUCGAUCGCAACUCCCACGAGAGCCCCGUUUUGGUUCGAUGUGCAGAUCUCCUUUGGGCCUUCGCGGGAUUGUCGACCAUGUACCCCGGAACAAUGAUCUCCAUUCCUACCUCGGUAUACUCGCUGCCACUAUCCCUAGCCGAGAAGGUCGGCGGCUGGGACAGUGACCCGACGGCCAUUGGCGAGGACAUGCAUAUGCUGUUAAAGUGUUACUUUGAAACCGCAGGGAACGUCAUCUCCCGCGUGAUUUACGUCCCCGCCAGCCAGUGCAACGUGUCAAGUGACCGUGGCCACGGCUGGAGAAGAUCAAUGGACACCCUAUUCGCACGGUACCGCCAGGCUCUCCGCCACAUGUGGGGAGCUCUGGAUUCAGGCUUCGCGGCUCGUCGUUCGCUGGGCUAUCUCCGUUUCCACAAACGAUGCUCAUUGCUGCGGCCGAGACACUUUGCCUUACUGGAACUAUUAUACGAGGCUCACUUCCUCCCCAGUCACUUGACCAUCAUCAUGCUGUUCUCGGUAAUAUACACCAUCAGGACACCCGCAUCGCAGCUACAUCCUACCCUUGCAUGGGCAUUCUCUGCCACGGACAUAGUGCGCGGAAUGUCAUUCAUUGGAAUGAACAUUUGUCUUGCGCUGUAUGAGCGGUGGCACACACUCUGCCUCAAUGCUCGCAUGCGCGAUAUGCAGGAGGCCAAUCUACCCGAUACAGGCUGUUCCCAGCGUACCUGGUGGAAACCUCAGUACCUGCUUGAUCGCAUCGCCUUCCCAAUCGCAGGUACCCUCUUUGGUGCCGUUCCAACCGUCCACGCCGUCUUCGCGCACUUCUUCACCGAUCGCUUGGUGUAUCGGGUUAGCAAGAAGCCGACCUUUACGGACGCAGUGGCGCUGGCAUGA